GGCAUGGCCAGCUCGGCCGUGCAGCUCCUGGGCUUCCUGCUCAGCUUCCUGGGCCUGGUGGGCACGCUCAUUACCACCAUCCUGCCACACUGGCGGAGGACGGCGCACGUGGGCACCAACAUCCUGACGGCCGUGUCCUACCUGAAAGGGCUGUGGAUGGAGUGUGUGUGGCACAGUACGGGCAUCUACCAGUGCCAGAUCUACCGCUCGCUGCUGGCGCUGCCUCGAGACCUGCAGGCGGCCCGGGCCCUCAUGGUCAUCUCGUGCCUGCUGUCCGGCCUGGCCUGCGCCUGCGCCGUGGUGGGCAUGAAGUGCACACGCUGUGCCAAGGGCUCGCCGGCCAAGGCUGCGUUCGCCGCGCUGGGGGGCGGCCUCUUCCUGCUGGCCGGCCUGCUCUGCAUGGUGGCCGUGGCCUGGACCACCCAUGACGUGGUGCAGAAUUUCUACAACCCCCUGCUGCCCAGCGGCAUGAAGUUCGAGAUCGGCCAGGCCCUCUACCUGGGUUUCAUCGCCUCGUCCCUCUCGCUCAUCGGGGGCACCCUGCUCUGUCUGGCCUGCCAGGAAGACGCCCCCUACAGGCCGUACCGAGGCCCGCCCAGGCCCGCCACCACCGCGGCGCCCGCCUACCACCCCCCGGCCGCCUACAAGGACAACCGCGCCCCCUCCGUGGCCUCGGCGUCCCACAGCGGGUACAGGCUGAACGACUACGUGUGAGUGACC
Messenger RNA from Dipodomys ordii (Ord's kangaroo rat), 720 nucleotides. RefSeq names its product claudin 14 (gene Cldn14). The transcript has a single exon. Gene Ontology annotation, biological process: bicellular tight junction assembly; cell adhesion. Gene Ontology annotation, molecular function: structural molecule activity. Gene Ontology annotation, cellular component: plasma membrane; bicellular tight junction. NCBI's taxonomy places the organism in Eukaryota, Metazoa, Chordata, Mammalia, Rodentia, Heteromyidae. The record is from RefSeq and is a predicted model, not a curated record. The coding region runs from base 4 to 714 and encodes 236 amino acids.